CAUUCCAUCACUCCACUGCGGCCGCUAGGGUUUUAGCACCACCAUGGCCGCCGCCGCCGCCGCCGCCCGGAGGCUUCUCUCCCGCCGCGCCUGCUCCUUCUCCGCUUCCGCCCUCCUCCGGCGUGCGGAGGCUGUGCCCGAGCAACUGCUGCGCCCGGCCGCCGCUGCGGCUGUGGUGGCCUCCCGCCUCGGCUUCCCGCGCGGGAUGGCGAGGCGGCCGGGCGGGGACGGGUACUCCCCGAUGCGGUCCGGCGGUGGGGGCGGGGACCGCGCGCCGACGGAGAUGGCCCCGCUGUUCCCUGGCUGUGACUACGAGCACUGGCUCAUCGUGAUGGACAAGCCCGGCGGGGAGGGCGCCACCAAGCAGCAGAUGAUCGACUGCUACAUCCAGACCCUCGCCAAGGUCCUUGGAAGCGAGGAGGAGGCCAAGAAGAAGAUCUACAACGUCUCAUGUGAACGUUACUUCGGGUUUGGGUGUGAGAUCGAUGAGGAGACAUCCAACAAGCUCGAGGGGCUCCCUGGUGUCCUCUUCGUGCUCCCGGAUUCAUAUGUUGAUCCCGAGUACAAGGACUAUGGAGCUGAGCUGUUUGUUAAUGGGGAGAUCGUUCAGAGGCCUCCAGAGAGGCAGAGGAGGGUAGAGCCUGUGCCACAGAGAGCUUCAGAUAGGCCUAGGUACAAUGACAGGACCCGCUACGCACGCAGGAGGGAGAACCAACGGUGAGACAAGGUGAUUGUUGUUGGACUGAAUAACAAGCCCCCGGGUGGUUUCAGCUCUGGAAUUAAAGGGUAAUAUAUCACAUCUACUGAAUGAACAAUCUUCCAGUUCCAUGAUCACUUUUAUGCAGUCUAGGGUGCUGGUUAAUGGUGAUCGCCCAACUUUGGAUGUAUUGUGCCCUGUAAUUACUACUAGAGAUUGGAAGUACCUGGCUUUGGGAAUGCAUUGUUAUUGUCUAACUGCAGCCAUUUCCUCUUGUACAUCCAUUUCACGAUCGAAACUGCGACUUUUUACAUGGACUAAGAAGACCUAUAUUUCAAUA
Molecule: messenger RNA, 1037 nt
Organism: Phragmites australis (common reed)
Lineage: Eukaryota; Viridiplantae; Streptophyta; Magnoliopsida; Poales; Poaceae
Product: multiple organellar RNA editing factor 2, chloroplastic-like
Exons: 4
Coding region: 44-721 (225 amino acids)
Biological process (GO): cytidine to uridine editing; mitochondrial mRNA modification
Cellular component (GO): mitochondrion
Source: RefSeq, a predicted model, not a curated record